AUGGGAAAUCAUCUACAUAAACAAUAUAAAAUUUACCAAAUAUUAACUGAUGACACAUUAGCACAUUGUCAUGCCGUUACCAAAUUUAGUGAUGAUGAGAUUCGUGCUGAACAUGAAAAAUUUUUUCGUAUUACGGGAAACGGCUGCUUAAAAAAAUCUCAUAUGGAAGAAUUACUAGGUGAUUAUGUUCCACUAGGAAAACAUAAAAAUAUAAAGUAUUUAACUAAAUGUAUUUUUUCUACGAUCGAUACAAAUAAUGAUGGCUACAUUGAUUUUCUUGAAUAUUUAAUAAGUAUAAAAUUUUUCAAAACCAAAUCACCGAUUGAAAAGGCUAAUUUUAUGUUUCGCAUUCUGGAUAAAAAUGGUGAUAAACAUGUUACACUUAAAGAAAUCGAACCUCUACUCAAAUGUUUAGAAGAGUAUCAUAAGUCAUCAUCGAAUACUCAUGUUACCAAUAUGAUGAAUGAUGGUGCAAAAUCAGCAGCAUGUGCUGUUCUUGCAAAAUUAGAUGAAAAUAACUCAGGAGAUAUUGGCGUUUCGGAAUUUGUUGACGGAUGGCUUAAAGAUGAAACUAUACGAGCAUUAUUUACAUUCCAAUGA
This is a messenger RNA of Rotaria socialis, 600 nucleotides long. Lineage: Eukaryota; Metazoa; Rotifera; Eurotatoria; Philodinida; Philodinidae. The record is from the annotation of a GenBank genome assembly.